CACGCCUCACGUCCCGGCAGUCAACGUCGUCCGGGCAGCAACCAACAAGCUACAGCACACGCUGCCUGGGCCGAGGUGUUGAGCUAACAACAGCAACAAUGCGCAUCAAGGAAUAUCCUGAAAUAGUUUUCGAUGUCAUACCCAAAUUGUAUGAGCAGCAGACCAAAGUGUUUAUAACGAAUCUGUGCGAGAUGGAGCAGCAGCUGGAGCGGCUGCCCAAAAAGCUUUGCAAGAUGUACACAACACGCCCAUUGGCUGAGCAGCUGUUUCUUUAUCUUUCAACACGACACGCUGAUAUAACAAAGAAAGAUUUUCACAUUGUGCAAGACUCGGAGCCAUUUAAACUGCAGCUGAGCACUGGGCAUAGUUUGCAAGUGAUGUUCUGUGCUGGAAGUGAGCUGGGCAAUACGCUAAUGGUGUUGAUAAGGAAAGCCCAAGGGCCGGGCGUAAUGCUUUACUACUACUCAGCAGUGCAGCAGUUUGAUCUUUGUCGCUCGAUACGCAAUGCGAAUUAUAUAGAAUGGAUACGUGAAGGCACUGAGUUAAUUUUGUUGAAUCUGCAGCAGGUGGAGGCGCCAUUCCGACCAGUGGACUAUGAUGAAAUUGCUAGGAAUAUAACUGCAUUUAAUAAAGCAAAGCAAGCAGUAGCAAGAAUAAAGCUGCCGCUGUUUGGCUAUGAGCAGUUGGUUAAGAAAUUGGCAGCAACUGUGCUGCGUGGGCAAAUUGAACUGCUUGGCAGCUAUGCCGAGAGCUACAGCAUCCUCUGCACCGAUACGCCCCUAAGACUGCCCAACCAUGUGGUGCGUUUACAGAUAUGCGCUCGCUCUGAAUGGAAUUUAAGCUCGUGCUCGAGCUUUCAGCUGUAUACAGUGAACUGGUCACCAGUUCCGCAUCGCGUCAAUCUCAUACAGCUUUGUAGUCUGCUGCGUCCACUGCAUAUUAAUGGCAUUGUAGGCUAUCAUACCUCGGGCUAUGUGCCGCCAGUUCCUGAUUACAUUGAAAGCAGCUUAAAGCUCGGCAAUUCGCCCAAGCUGCAGCUGCCAACGCUAGAAAGCUUAACAGCUCAGUUCUGAGGAGCAAGCUCAGUCUCAGUCCAAGCAGCAAAUCUCGCCCAAGAACU
Messenger RNA from Drosophila busckii, 1120 nucleotides. RefSeq lists its product as uncharacterized. NCBI's taxonomy places the organism in Eukaryota, Metazoa, Arthropoda, Insecta, Diptera, Drosophilidae. The record is from RefSeq and is a predicted model, not a curated record. The coding region runs from base 99 to 1073 and encodes 324 amino acids. The transcript has 2 exons.